Clarias gariepinus (North African catfish) is the source of this 3863-nucleotide messenger RNA. RefSeq names its product RAP1 GTPase activating protein b (gene rap1gapb). The record is from RefSeq and is a predicted model, not a curated record. Gene Ontology annotation, cellular component: cytoplasm. Lineage: Eukaryota; Metazoa; Chordata; Actinopteri; Siluriformes; Clariidae. Gene Ontology annotation, molecular function: GTPase activator activity. The transcript has 27 exons. Gene Ontology annotation, biological process: regulation of small GTPase mediated signal transduction; activation of GTPase activity. The coding region runs from base 361 to 2469 and encodes 702 amino acids.
CGCCUAUCGGAGCCGAGAGAGGAGGCUGAGCCGCUCUCACUGUACAACAAACCCAACGCUGCCGAUUAUUUUCUCGAAAACGUUUGCUAACCGUCAGAAGGAGGUCUGGAGGAGCACCUGUCCGACUUUCUCUCUCCCAGAGCAAACCCUGCUAAGCGCUUUCACACAGACACACUGAGGAAAAAUGAUGGCAGAAUCUCACAAACAUCUAACGCAUUAGAGUCUAUUCACUGGACCCACUCAUUAUACCUCUCCCCUCAUUCUGCACUUCUAAAGCUAUUGGUUUUUAUAGUACAACACACUAAAGGCAACCGAGCAAGAGAGCACACAUGCUAUAGCAUUCCUUAGGCUGUCUUCAUCAUGGCCAGAAGAUCCUUCAUGUACAUCAAUCCAGCUAUUAAGGCAGCACAACAGCGUAGGCGACACAGUGAUAAUUCUGAUUUAUUUGCAAUGCUCGAGCGGAUAAAGAACAGAAUAAUGGAGGAGCAGAAAAGCACACUUCCACCGCCUCUUAAAACUGAAGAAGAUUAUAUUCCUUAUCCAAGUGUUCAUGAGGUGCUGGGACGUAAAGCCCCGUUUCCACUGAUUCUGCUGCCGCAGUUUGGUGGUUACUGGAUCGAGGGGACCAAUCACGAUCUCAGUACCUUCCCUGCUCUGUCUUCCUCAUGUCCAGCCUCCCAGAUUAAACUGGAGAGUAACAGCUCGGCCAAAAUCUACAGGAAACAUUUCCUGGGCAAGGAGCACUUUAAUUAUUACUCUGUGGACACGGCGCUGGGCCACCUUGUCUUCUCAGUGAAGUAUGAUGUGAUCGGGGACCAAGAGCACCUUCGCUUACAGCUUAGGUCGAAGUUCAAAACUUACCAUGAUGUGAUCCCUAUUUCUUGCCUGACCGAGUUCCCCAACGUGGUGCAAAUGGCAAAGCUUGUGUGUGAAGAAGUAAAUGUGGACAGAUUUUAUCCAGUACUCUACCCAAAGGCUUCCAGACUCAUCGUAACCUUUGAUGAACAUGUCAUAAACAACAACUUCAAGUUCGGAGUCAUCUACCAAAAGUUUGGCCAGACAUCAGAAGAGGAGCUCUUUGGGAACAACGUGGAGAGUCCAGCCUUUAUUGAGUUCCUGGAGUUUUUAGGAGAGAAGAUUGAGCUACAUGAUUUUAAAGGGUUUCGUGGGGGUCUUGAUGUCGCACAUGGCCAGACUGGAACUGAGUCAGUGUACCACAAUUUCCACAACAAGGAGAUCAUGUUUCAUGUGUCCACCAAACUACCCUACACUGAAGGAGACUCACAGCAGCUGCAGAGGAAGCGGCAUAUAGGAAAUGACAUUGUGGCGAUCGUGUUUCAAGAGGAAAACACACCGUUUGUACCAGAUAUGAUUGCGUCCAAUUUUCUGCAUGCUUAUGUGGUGGUGCAAGUGGAAAAUGCCUGCACGGACAAUGUCCUUUACAAGGUAUCAGUGACUUCAAGAGAUGAUGUGCCUUUUUUUGGGCCUGCUCUCCCAGACCCAGCAAUUUUCAAAAAAAGUCCAGAGUUCCAUGAGUUUCUCCUUACAAAACUUAUCAACGCUGAAUAUUCCUGCUAUAAGGCUGAGAAGUUUGCUAAGCUGGAGGAGAGAACACGCUCAGCACUUCUGGAGACGUUGUAUGAGGAGUUGCAUGUGAACAGCCAGUGCAUGAUGGGACUGGGAGGAGAAGAUGAGAAACUGGAGAAUGGAGGAGGAGGUGGAGGUGGUGGUUUCUUUGAGUCCUUUAAGAGAGUAAUUCGCAGUAGGAGUCAGUCUAUGGAUGCUAUGGGGCUGAGCAACAAAAAGCCCCACACUUUCUCCACCAGUCACAGUGGCAGCUUUACCCAUAAUCCCCCAGAUAUUACCAAAACACCUGGCAUUUCUCUGAUCAUCCCGGGAAAAAGCCCGACGCGAAAGAAAUCGGGUCCAUUUAGUUCCAGGAGAAGCAGUGCGAUCGGCAUUGAGAAUAUUCAGGAAGUCCAGGAGAAAAGCAGUAGGGAGGUGUCUCCAAGCACACAAAAGAUACCUGAUAGUGGCCAUGCCUUGCAUGAGCUCAAUACUGACAACUCUUCCAAUCACAGUUCGCCUGAGAUGCCUACCACCAGGACUGGAAACAUUAUACUUCGCUGUGUGGAUGACCACACCUAUGUCAUGGCCCUAUGCUGCAGAGCCCCCUCCAUUCCGGAGUCUCACGAUCUGUCUCGGUCCUCGUCCAAUGCUAGCAGUUUCACAAGCGUGGUGGAAGAGAAUGACCAGGAACACGAAGCUACUGAAGACUAUGACACAGGACUGGAAAGCCUGUCUUCUGCCGGUACCCCUCACAAGCGGGAUUCGCUCAUAUACAGCAGUAGCUGGUUUGAUGAAAAUAUAAGCAGUGCUAGCCAAAGCAGCCGACCAGUCGUCUCUCGACAGCUGUCUGACCCCAUUCGGCCCAGGACAGAAAGACAACAAUCUUCUUCGAACUGCUAAGCUUUCUCCCAGACAACUCUAUGAAUGUCCAUCAGCAGUGCUCCUAAAGAGACUAAAGCCAGCUCCUCUGGAGACCCAGUGCAGAAGGAGAGCUGUCAGUCACAGGGCCUGUGGCCAAGAAUCCCAUCCUCGUUUUAAAGACUUGAACUGUUUUUUUUUUUGUUUCUUUCUUUCUUUCUUUGCAUCAUGUAAAUGUAUGUGCUUCCCAGCAUGUUUUGGCUUUAGCAGGUUAUGAAAGCUGUCUGUUACACAGGUCCUAAUGCCUCGGGCUUAUUAGGGAGUGCAUUUCUUUUCUUUAUCUGUCUGCAAUACCAGCAAAGGAUUUUAUGCUUUAAACAGAAAUUUCACACUUUGCCCAUCUCUAUUCUUUUCUCUUUUUAUCCAUCUGUCACUUCUUGUUUAACUUUCACUUCCACAUGCCUUCAAGCACAAUAGAUAUUACUGGUGACUCUAGUUCUUUUCUAUCUCUUUUCUACUUCUGUUUGUGUGUUUGUUUAUUCAUAAUCAUAACAACAGACAGAUGUCAUCUUAUCACUCACAGCUACAAAGCAGCCUGGGAAAAAAAGACAUUCUGAAAAGAAUAAUUUAAAAUCUUAAAUAAGUACAACACAGAACAGGAUAUAAUUUUUUUGCUGCAAAACAGCAAUGAGUGAACACUUACAGCAGUGCAACAGAAUUAUGUUUAAGCUUCUGUCUUAUUUUUAACAGCAGUACAUUUUGUAUUAUUUUUCAUUGGUUUUGUGAUUCUGUAAAUAUCACUAAAUGUUAUUUGUUGUUAAAUGAACUUGUUCUGAAUUAUACAAACCACUUACUAUCUUGUCAGACAGGUAAUUGUAUUUAUAAUAACUUAAACUAUUUAUUUUAUUUUAAACAAGGAUUUAUGGGUGUUUUUAUGCACAUUACACUUUUCACAACUUUAGUUUCCGCAGUAUUUGCAUCAGGAACAAGUUCGAAAAAAUUUUUUUUUUCGAUUUUGAUGAAAUUAUUGUGCAGUUACACACACACAUGCAACGCGUUAAUUUUUCAUUCCGCAGAGCAUAUGAGGUUGAAAUUAUUCACUGUGCUGUCCACUGUGAGACGUUUUCAAGUUGCCUUCUAUAGCUUUAUCUGCUCUGUGUGAAACCCUACUGUGGGCGUCUAGAGGGCGUCAGACUGCUUUAAAAUGUAAAUAACGGUGGGGUUGGGCAAUUGUACGAUAUUUGAUUAAAGCAAAAAUACUAAAAACAAUCAUAGUUUCAAUGUUUCAACCCAAUCUCUAUCUACAAUCAAAUGCAUUCUGCUGUACUGAGGAAAGAACAUUAAACAUGUUUACCUGAAAUUCAGUCAGUAACCAUUUAAACAUACAUGUACAUUAUAUAAAAUAAAAACUACAAGAAAAUCAUCUUUUUAAAUGC